CUCAUUCCUAACUUCUACAAAGCAAUUUCACUCUAACACUUUAAUUGCUUGUUGGCCGAGCUGGAAAAGACAAGGACUUCUCUGCACACCGAAAAAAACCUCUCCGAGGUAAGUGAGGGUACGAAUUCUGGCUGAAUGUUUCAGGUGGAGGUAGAACAGCCUGAGGGGUGGCAAAAAGAGAGGGAUUUGGGGCAAUAGUUGAAUAACUGUCACCAUGGAAACGGGUGGAGUGUUCCUGCCGUCUAGAACUUUGACCUGUAACUUCUCUACAGACAUGGCGCAUACUCCUUGUUAUUUGUCUGCCAGGGAGAUGUCCUGAGAUAUCCGGUAAUAAAAUCCCUAAAAUGAGUAUAUAGAUACAUUUCAUCAUUUUUGGCCAAAAUUUACCAAAAUAUUUGUAUUUAUUUUUGUUUCCCACCUUGCAUCCCAUAGGCUGUCACGGUUAUCACUAAACACACUGUAUUUCAGAGAAUGAAAACUGACGCUAAACACAGAUAUUUUGCACAGCUCCGCUGUUUUAACCCCAAGCUCGCCAUUCUGGUUUACGUCUAUAAAAUGCACAGUUUAGGGAAUAAUGCUUCGAGACAGUAGGAUUUCUUCAUUAAAGAUCACAAAUAUAUUUCUGACACUUUUCGAGAUGAAGUUUUUUAGCUGUGAGAUGAACACAUUAAUAUUUUAUUUUCAGCUUGAUGGCCAGAUAUCUAGAACUCAGUUUAACGUGCGGCAAUGGUUGGUGCGAGCAGGUAAAAUGCUGGCCCUAAACGUCUGGCAGGUGUAUUCACAGCGUCCCACUAACAAUACCAGGAUGUCAUUCUAGAGCUAAAUGUGGGGGAAACAAUUCGAUUUCACACUUGCCAGGACAUGCUGAGCCGCAAGACUCUCACUAUCAUAACUAGUGAUGGGUUUUUUUAGCUAUAAUUCCCAGGACUCUCAGUCAGCCAAAGGUCAUAAACCACCUGCCAAAAAAGUUAUCUACCUGUUUUGUGGGGAUGGUUUUAUCCUGACAUUUCUCAAAUCACUUGUGCUUUUCUUUAUAAUUUACCCUUCUGUAUCAAGUGGCUGUUUGUAUUUUGUAAUUGUAUUAAUUAGUUAUUAACAAUAUUAAUAAAUUGCCAACAAAUUCUGCUGGUUGUACACAGAGCCACCAUCAGGGGGUGACAACCAUGACGGUUGUCACGUGCACGGUGGCCCUGGGGGGGCCCGGCCGCGCGGGCCCCACGUGUAGCAGCGGAAUUACCACCGGUGCAGUUGCUCUGGGCCUACGCACUUAAGGCCACCCGAUGGGCCAUAUAUCUUCAGUAAUCGGUCAGCGCUGUGGCCGUGUAAUAGCGCGACUGGGCCCCUUUAAAAAAAAAGUGCAGCCGUAUCGCAAGUGCUGCUGGGAGAAAGUGGUCACUUCCUCCCAGCUCACGCCGCGCGGGAGGAGAGCCAGCGUGGAGGCCUUGAAGAGGGAGAACCACCCUCCUGCAAAGAAAAGGUAAGAACAGGAGGGUGGCUGAGAAAUGAGCUCCGUGUGUGUGUGUGUGUAUGUCAGUAUGUAUGUCUGUAUGUCCUUAUGAAUGUAUGUAAGUGUGUAUGGAUGUCAGUGUCUAUAUGCAUGUAUGUCAGUAUGUAUGCCAGUAUCAAUAUAUGUCAGUAUGUAUGUAUGUAUGUGUGUCAUUAUGAAUGUAUGUCUGUGUGUGUAUGGAUGUCAGUGUCUGUAUGAAUGUAUGUAUGUAUGUAUGUAGGUAUGCGUGUAUGAAUGUCGGUGUCUGUAAGUAUGUCAAUAUAUAUGUAUGUGUCUGUAUGUAUGUUGGUAUGUGUCUGUCUGUCACUAUGUAUGCCUGUGUGUCUGUAUAUGUGUGUAUGUCUCAGUAUGUGUGUGUCAGUAUGUAUGCCUAUAUGCGUGUAUGUCUGUUUCAGUAUGUGUGUCUGUUAGUAUGUAUCUGUGUGUGUUUGUGUGUGUAUCUGUGUCCUUUUGUAUCAGUGUGUGUGUUUGUGUCUGUGUGUGUAUUCCUGUGGGCGUGAUUUGGAGGUGGACCCAGUGGGCGGGCUUGGAGGCAGGCCCCCGGCGGCCCAGACCCUGAGCUGAGUUAGGGGCCCCAAAAUUUCUGGUGGAGGCCCUGGGUGUACAAUAGGUGGACUGGCCAGUCAGUGGUGAUACUAGUCAGGUUGGGCGUCCAGGUGCAGAAGGUCAAAGGAGCUAACACUCUAAGGGUAUCAUUUACACUCCAAACUAAAUGUCAUUUUUUGUUGUAUAUCAGUUAUCAGUGUAUAUUUUAUAUGUUGUUCUAUGUUUUGGAUUUAAAAAAAAAAUCUGUUAACGUAAGGGAAGAAUAUAAUUCGGUAUAAGGAAGGUUUGGUCUAUUCUGUGAACAUCGAGCUAAUAAAAUACAACUUUAUGUAGAAAGCACAUUUCACCUUCAGCUUCACCUUCACCUUCACCUUCACCUGCAGCAAUUCAUGAAAAAAAGUCACAUUAAAAAAGCCCCCAGCCCCUCCCUGCUGAGCUAUCGUGGCAAGGUAUUGGUUAAUAAUACAUGCAAUGUUUGCCCUCAUUCUGCCAUCUGUGGGAUUGGUUGAUCAUUCAUAGUUUCUCCCUUAACCCAUUGCAAAAAAUUGUAAUUUAAUGGCGCGGGGCAAUAUUUCCACUUACACAGAGCAUUGGUUUCACUUAGGAUCCUUUUAUUUUAUUGCAACCUGCGGUGGGACUUUCAGAAUCAAUGACUAUUACCAUUGAAACAAAUCAAGGAUUGUGGUUAUUAAAGCACUAUAACCACUACAGACUUGGCCAAGGAGUGCCUUUGUGCCAUCCCACAGUAGUUAGUUAAUAUUAGCAUGGUAUGACUUACCCGGGUUCCCACGCAUACCGGCCUUCUCCUGCUGGUUGUCUCCGUAGAAUAAAACUUGGCCAAUGCAGGACCUUUCGGCCAGUGAACGCCAAUUACCGCAGUGCUGCACAGUCCCGGACUCGUCGGCUGAGAAAUCAAACUGCACUAAAACAGAUUGGGACUGAUAGGCAGCAGAUGGUGUACACUCAGUCCAGCCCGCUACACCAGGCUGGUGAUAAGUGGUAACAGAGACACAGAAAACAAGUACAAUGUUUCAGCACCACCCGGGCGAUUAUUGCCGAUCUAGUCGGACCAACUGAGUUUGGCUUUAGUAAAUAUGAGAAUUGCCAGUACGGUCAGAAUGCAAGCAUUUUCGCCAUGCUUAGUGAAUAACCGUGAGAGUGUUUAGUGACGUUAUAACAGAUUGCAUGUUUAUAAAAUAUAAGAUGACUGCUCUGGUUUAAGCAAUAAAGAUGGUCUUCUUCCUGUUUGUCGGCGCUGAUUUUCACUUGGAGACAAUAAUGACCAGGAACAAUUGCAUUUUGAUCAUUUUUCACCAAAUAUUGCUUUGAGGAAACAUCCAGAAUCAGAAAUCUUUGCAUUUCCAGGACACAUAGAUAAACAGCCUGGGCGAGAUCGCCGCUUUGGGCGAGACUUUCUCAUGAUAUUAGGGCAAAGAACUGGAGGUAAAUAUAAAUUUCGAGCUGGUUGUAUAGCAACACAUGGGGUAAAUAUAUCUCCAUGUACGCAGCAGUAUACUGAAUAUACACAGCAAGCCUCACGCUCCCCCUGCUGGACCAUCGGGAUCUCAGGACCCCUUCUACACCAUCAUGGAUUCAGGACCCCAGCUAGACCCCCCAAACGGUGUUAACCCCUGCUGGACCACAAGGGAGUAUAAUCCCCCCAUUGGAUCACAUGAUUCAUAGUCCCAAUUGGUCGAAGAGAGCCAAGCAGGAGGGGACUGCACAGAGCACGAACCACAAACAUUAUCUACAACUACCACACAAACAUCACAUGCAGCCAGCACACAUCACACACAGCCAGCACACAAACAUCACAUAUAGCCAGCACACAUCACACACAGCCAGCACACACACAUUAUCUACAGCCACCACACAAACGAUACAUACAGCCAGCACACAUCGCACACAGACAUCACACACAGCCAACACACAUCACACACAGCCAGCACACACACACACAUUAUCUACAGCCACCACACAAAUGUCACAUACAUCCAGCACACAUCACACACAGCCAGCACAUAUAGCCAGCACACAUCACACACAGCCAGCACACACAUCACACACAGCCAGCACAUAUAGCCAGCACACAUCACACACAGCCAGCACACACAUCACAUAUAGCCAGCACACACAUCACAUAUAGCAGUUAGCUGAACUCGACACUGUAUCAUUUAUCACCACCUGACUCUAACUUUGACCUUAGAUGUCCAAAAAGCAAGAAUCCCCUCAGGUGUUUAUCUAUGGAAGAAUUUACCUGGCGUUACAGAACGUACUUUCACGUUAUGCAUUCAUCUUAAAUUCUUUGCUUGACUUGAACGACUGACUUUCCAGAAAGGAAUUACUAAAAAAAAAACAGUAUCUGUGCACACAGUGCAGACAUCAAUCAGCAGCUUAUAGUCAGUAAUAGGGAUAUGUUCGGAGGAAAAACAUUUUUUUGAUGUUUUGUUUCAAUGAUUUUGAAUUUCAAAAUUCUAAAAUUAUUGAUUCAGACAAACAGAAUUUCACGCGAAAAUUUCAUUAAUUUCCAAAAUUCGGGCACUAACCUCUCAUUCUGGCUUUCCUCCUUAAAUCCCUAUAUUGCUCCUUUUCCAACGGGGAAUACAGAAUGUUCACUGUAAAGGGUCAAAGACACAAUCAUUCUCUUCCAAAGACAGAAAUCCCCUCUCAGACUUUUUUCCUCCAAUCUUUUAAAGCAAAAAUUCCCAUUAAUUGUGAAAUAUUUUUGCAGCACAAUGAAUGAUGGAGAUCAGCACAGGUGCUAAAACUUUAUACUUUAUAUUCCUCUCUGCUAUACUUUAACACUGGCAGCCCUUGUUUUUUAUUUUUCAGUUUUUUACUCUUAUUAUCGCUGAUGUGGAAUAACUGGUUUGUGUGUCCGGGUUUCGGAGUGAACCUGACAUGUCUGCCUCGGAGCAUUCACUCUCUGGGACAGUGUGAACACAAUGACUGAGUCCUCACCUGCUGAUAUUCUAACCUCUAGAUCAAUCUUUUGUUUUGGCCUCAAGGAUUUUUUUACAGGUCUGAGUUUAAUACCCCCUCAUUGUUAGUAUGGUGGGGGAGUAGUUUAAUGUGGGUGGCUUUGGAACCCCUAGUCACAAUAAUGUAUCAUUAUUUAGAGCCCCCACCUGCCGCCCAUGGGUGGGGUCGGAAGGGGUGACACUAGGCCCUCCGCAUACUAUUAUUAGAGCCCCCACCUGCUGCUAGUGGAUGAGGGCUGGUGUUUGGACAUUAAAGCCCCCAAUUUAAAUUAUUAGUGAGGACAUUAGGAUCCCCCUUAUAUUAUUAUAAUAGCCCAACUCACCUCCAAAGUUGGGGUACUGGUGUGGGGACGCGAAGUUCCGACUGGCUGUUCAGUCGCUAGUAUUAAAUAUUUAGUAGAUAUGUAUCUAUAUAUGGUUUAAAAUCUCUCUUAUAUUGAUUCAGGGUCUUUUUUUUAUUAAUAACUUUGUUUAUUUUUUUUAACUUUUUAAUAGAACAGUUACCUAGCAAGUGCUAUCAAGACGCCGCAUAAUUAACCCUCACAAUGCAUGGGUUUUUAACUAUUUGAUGGCUGGCAAAUAGUCAUGUUCUGUUGGAGAAAUUGUAUAGAUAUUCUUAGGUCUUGCCCUUACCUGAUCCUGCAAACUAGACUGCAGCUAAUCUGAUUGUCUUACAUAAUGAAAAGAACCUCGUCCAUGACACGUGGGUCAAAUGGUGUUUUAACAUCUGAGGGUCUAACGUUUCUGCAACACUUCAGGGUUAAAUCAUCCGCCAACACCUAAUGGACAAAUGGACUUUCAACACCUGAGAGUGAAACAGACCUCUAAUACCUAAGAGUCAAAUGGUCCGCCAACACCUGAGAGUCAAACGGUCCGCCAACACCUGAGACUCAAACAGACCUCCAGCACCUGAGAGUUAAACGGUUCUGCUACACCAAGUCUUUCUCAGGUGAAUCUCUGAUUUUUAUUGCAUGCUAUAGAUUAAACAUUUUGCAUAAUGAUACAUCUAGAGGACUUUUUGAGACACUUUUUGUGCUUGGUUGAUGUUCCCGUAUGAUGGGGGUACAAAGUGAUACACAAUGAUCUUGCCUCUGGUUUCCUGCAUACAACACAGACAUAAUGAUUUGUUUCACUGAUUUUUAUACCAGGACUGCCAAUAAUUUGAUAUGUGGAGAUGCCAGUUAUGUUCAAACGAGCAUGUUGGUAAAACCCUGUCUAUUGUCCGUCCAUGGUGGUUUAUAUCAUCAAACAGCACCUUUUAGCUGUGACUUUACCUCUUUGAAGGACUAUUUCCUUCCCAGUCAUCGUGUACCAGAUGUAUGCCCCGAAUUAUUUAAGAAGUUUCUAGGUUUUUACAAAUUUCCAUCUGCACAGAUUAAAUAAACCUCUUUUUUUUUGCCUGCUCAUAUCAACUCUUGGCCAUCCUGCAUUUAUAUUUAGCAAAAAUCCGUUCCGUUAUGGAGCUGUAUUAUGUAUAACAUGAUCUUUCUGUACCUCCCUGACAUUAAUCUGAUCCCCCUGUCUAUGUCUUGCCAAGUGAUGAAAUCACCUCGUUCAGACGUUGUAGCCAAUUCAUGGAAAACACAGGAAAAGAACGAGCAGAUAAUUCCACUGAGCGCAAGCGAUCUUUUUAUGUAGGUGUCUUUUGAUAUUUCCAUAUGGCUGGAACCCGUCCAAGCCGGAUAAUGUGGGUGUAGCCUGAUAAUAUUUAGGUUAUAACAAUAUCGCUACCGUACACAAGAGGGUACAGAUAUUUAAGUCGUGCUUUGAUUUUUAUAUCUGGAUUUGUGCUUUGUGUCAAUAUGUUACAGUGUCCUUUCAGAAGUCCUGUAAUCCACAGUGAUAAGAUUCCAUGCUGUUUGAACCAAGCUUUUGAAAUGAAAUGGAAAAUGCAUUUUGCCAACGUUGGCGCAGACGCAGUUCUCUGUUUUCAGUAGGAGAUAGAGUUAUCUUUGCAGGGAAAAUCUCUUGCCAAAAUACACAGAGCUAUUAUACACAACUGCUAAUUAGGGGGAUUAUAUCCAAGUCACAAUUCAAGGAGCCCUUAUUGUCACCUGAUUGUUAUCAUUCAACAGAUCUUCCUCCCAGAAAGAAAUUAUUAAGCAGAUCUUGGCGCAGUGUACUAAGGGACAAGUGAAACGAAAGCAGAGUGUAUGUUAAGGGGAGUCCAUGCAAUCCUAAACAAAGGAUCAUCACCCCCUGUUCUUCCAGUGCAAAUACAUUGCUGUAUUGUAGAAAAAUAUAUAUAUAUUUUUUUUAUAUGUGUGUGACUUCUACAGUCAUAUCUAAUUAGCAUUGCAAGGUCUAAUGUCAAUUCACUACAUAUCUACCAAAUAAUAAUGAUAAAUAUUGGUAGGUCGUAAUUAUAGGACUUUAGCCAUAGUUAUAUUCCAAGUCGUAUAAUCGAUACCAAAAUUUACCAAAUCGCUCAUCUGAAUCUGCAUUUAGACAAUUGUCUAGAAAUCUGUAUUCCUGACUUGGCUUGACUUGAACCUAAAGUUAGCAUUUCGCUAAUCAGGAUCUAAACAUAAUAGAACCCUCUUAACGUAUCCCCCAAGUUAGCCCUGAAAUUACUUUAGAAAACAAAUCCUCAAUUCUCAUGUUGUAAGUAUUUUUUAUUUCAAAUUAAAUGUCAGUAAAUCGAGCUUAUGAACAGAGCAAGAUCACCCAUUAGGCAGCCUAGUUGGUGGUCUAGGUCCUAGUGGGCCCAUGUCGGGGCAUGAUGCUUCAUCUCUAAUGGCGAGACGGCUCUCCCAAAUAGAUCAGAAGAUCUUCCUGCUGGGCCUUGAGCCCCCUCACUUCAUUGAGUCUGUACCAAUAUCGAGAACAGGCCACUUUAAAGCUCCGUCUGUGGACCUUAGUCAUUGACUGAGGUCACCCAAAGAUGAUACUCCUCUUGCCAAAAAGUAAACAGGAUGGGGAAAAUUAAAAAUUUAAGAACUUCAUUUACCACAAACAACACAUAAUCAGCACACGCAGACACACUAAUUCUCCCCAAUCUAGCUCUCGGCCUCCUCCACAUAUAGCAGUCAGACGAUAUACACUAGAGGCCAGGCCGUACUAGGGGGUGUCAAGCAAGAUUGCUCACAGACCAUUUGUUGGUGAAUCUGACAAAGGCAUUACAUUACAGGCAAAAUCUGUAAUUUAAUAGAUUUUCCACCAUCAUACCGGAAAUGUGGGUACUGGAAGGGAAAAUCAGUGUGACUCAGUCCUUAAUUAGGACUUCUUCAUGGGAAUCUGGCCACUUGGGAAGUAUGACUGGAGUUUAUCUAAUAAGGGAUGAGUGCAGUGAGAUGAUGUGAGAUCUGCUGCUAGCGCUGGUCGGUUUAAAAUUAAUUCUAAUAAGACUUACACUUAAAGUCUAAUAAUUAUAAUAAUUAGAAUAGGAAUCCCCUUGAAGCAUUCUUUGUGUUAAGCUAUUUCAAUUGCUUUUAUUUGAUUUGUUAAUUGCAAACAGCUGAAAGUCUGUACAUUUUGAUAAUAAACCUGGAUUCAAAGGGGGUUGAAUCAUUUUGAUUACCACUGUUAACCUAUGACCACCCAGAGAAUGAUAAGGGUGGGAGGGCAGUCCGGACCCUACACAUUCUUUGUCAGAGCUCCCAUUCUCGGGAAGGACGUGAUUGCUGUUUGCUACGUGAUAUCUAUUGUUUUCCAAGCCAGUAGAACCAGUGUUAGCCAGCUGGAUGCAGCCAUUAUGUUUUCUCAGAGCAAUACAAACACAAUGUAGCCGUGUCCUAAUCUCCCCUGAUGAUCUUGUUUGGGCUCAAUAAAAAGCAUGUAACAAGUUAGUGUUAGAAUGUGUCCUGUUAAUAUUGUGAGUGCACAGGUCUUUGCAAACUGACAGCUUUUCCUUAGGGAAGAGAUUUGAACUGUCCAACCCGUCUAACUCUGCCGCAGUCAGAGUGAAUUGAAGGUAAAUAUCCUGCAAAACAAGGAAGUAUGGGGCUACAAAUAAUGUUAUUGGUGUUAUUCAGCAAUUGUGAAUCUGUCAGGGACAGAUCAGAAUCAGCAGUGUUGGAGAAAUACCUAAACUGCAGAGUUUUUAAAAUCACGUUAUUUUAUAUAGGGCCUAACGAGAAUUGACGAAAGAAUUGCACAUUUUAUUCCAAAAUAGUCGAGCUUGAAAAAUAGCUUAGUUGCAGAAUGCUUCCGUGACGGACCGCCUGGCACCCCGACCAGGUACCUCCGUCAAUCGCAGCUUCCUAGUACUUGCGAGCACCAUAAGCACCGCACUCUGACACCUUAACCACCGUAAACCCCACAAACCGCCGCAGCUUUGUUGGGGUCUCGCUGUCCUCCACCCACCCUGGACCCAAGACCAGGAUCCAGCUUCCAGUGGGUAGACCUCUCCUAGUCCAGAGAGUCAAGAGCUAGUGAUUAUAAUCCAAGGGAGUAUAAUGAGUAUAGCAAUCCCGAGAGUGAAUAUAGCUCUCCAAUCCCCCUAACAUGAGCCUAGACUUCAUGAGAGUAAAACGAAUCUGUUUAAUGGCAGCCACAACUGGCCUUACAUACAGGUCCCCAUGCAAGGGGCACUCCCUCCUGGAUGUGAGAGUAGACUACAGUAAUAACAUAUACACUAUUACAGGGCUUCCCAAACUUUUAUGGGCCGAGACCCACUUUUCAAAAUGGUAAUUUUUCGAGACCCACUUGCUUUUAAUGCAUAUUUAAAAAAGUGAACACCAUGGCAACCAGCUUUAGAGGCAUACAAUUGGCACACCAUGGCAACCAGCUUUAGAGGCAUAAAAUUGGCACACCGUGGCAAUCCGCUUUAGAUGCAUACAAUUGACACACUAUAGCAAUCCGCUUUAGAUGCAUAUAAUUGGCACACCGUGGCAAUCAGCUUUAGAUGCAUCAUGGCAAUCAAUUUUAGAGACAUACAACUGCUUACUCACAGACUCAGAAUCAGAAGUGCUGUGUCCUGCUCUUUCAUCCAGGCACCUCACAUUGAUUAUCCCAGUGGUGGAACUGGGUGCAAAAAUGUUUUCUGGGUCCGCCCUCUAGUGCAAGUGUGGCCAAAAGGUAGUUCUCCAUCUGUCGGAGAACUUCAACAAUGCUGUACCAGAUGGGGAUCUACCAUUUUCUUAUCACUGCAGGGUUAUUUUUGUGAGCAGUGUUUGAGCGUUUGAAUGUAAGCAUGUUUUUGUAUUAAGUAUAUGUGUGCAUGUAUGGGUGUAUUUGUAUGUACUGUUGCCAUUGGAAUGUAGUGGUGUACUUGUUUGGAAUGUUUGCGUCUGAAUGCUUGGGUGUUUGUAUGUAGUGUAGGACUUUAAAUGUAGGUGUGCUUUUUGUGUGUAGUGUUGGUGUUUGAAUGAAGGGGUGUUUGUAGAUAAUUUUAGUGUUUUAAUGCGGGGUGUGUUUGUAUGUAAUUUUUGUGUUUGCAGUACGUGUGUAGUGGAUGCAGUGUGUGUGUGUGUGUGUGUGUAGUUGAUGCAGUGUGUGUAUUGUGUUCAUAAAAUAUACAUAUACACAAUGUGUGUUUGAAUGUACGCAUGUUUUUUGUAUGGAGUAUGUGUGAAGUGUAUACACAUAUACACACACAUACAGAGACACACACAGACACAAAAAUACACACACUGACACAGCAAUACACACAGACACACAAUGACACCUAGUUUCCCACACAUAGAUACACAGAUACUCAUGUACACAGAUACACACUGACACACAGACACACACACUGACACAAAAGGACACACAGAUACACAUACACGCAGAGACAGGAGGUGAGGGUGACAGUGUGUGGGAGAGGUGAGGGUGACAGUGUGGGAGGGCAAGGUGAGAAAGGUUUACAGUGGGCGGGCAGGGGGAGAAAGGUUUACAGUGGGCAGGCAGGGGGAGAAGGGGUGGGCAGGCAGGGGGAGAAAGGGUUACAGUGUGGGGGGCAGGGGGAGAAAAGGCUACAGUGGGGGGGCAGGGAGGAAUGGAUUACAGUGUGGGAGGGGGCCGGGAAGAGAGGUUACAGGUGGGGAAGGCAGGAGUGAAAGGGACAGUGUGGGGAGGGUGUAGGGAGUGAAGGGGUUACAGUUGGGGAGGGCAGGGAAGGUGAAGGAGGUUACAUUGGGGAGGGCAGGAGUGAAGGGCUACAUUGGGGAGGGCAGGCAGUGAAGGGGUUAAGGUGGGGGAGGGCAGGAGGAAGGGGGUCAUGGGGAAGGCAGGGAAUGAAGGGGCCACAGUGUGGGGGGGGGCAGGGGAAGGCGGGGAGGGCAAGGUUACAUUGGGGGAGGGGGGCAGGAGAGAAAGGGGCAACAGUGGGGAGGGGGGGGCAGGGAAGAGAAAGGGCUACAGUGUGGUCGGGGCAGGAGAGGAGGGGUUACUGUGGAGGGGGCAGGGAGAGAAGGGGUUACAUGAGAGGGGGCAGGAGUGAAGGGGCACUGUGGGAGGGGGCAGAGAGUGAAGGGGGGGAGGGGCAAGGAGUGCAGGGGGAGGAGGCAAGGAGUGUAAGGGCUAGGGGGGGGGUGCAGGAGAGAAGGGGUUGGGGCAGGGGGAGAAGGGGUUACAUUGUGAGAGGGGGCAGGGAGUGAAGGGGUUACACUGUGGGAGGGGGGCAGGGAGUGAAGGGGUUACAUUGGGGGAGGGCAAGGAGUGUAGGGGUUGCAUCGGGGAGGGCAAGGAGUGUAGUGGUUACAUUGGGGAGGGGGGCAGGGAGAGAAGGGGUUACAGUGGGGAGCCGGGCUCCCUCCAAUCAGUCUGCCCAGACUGGAGGUGCUGGGCAAACUGAUUGGAGGGAGCCCGGCGGCAUACAGGGCAAGCCGUCGGGCUCCCUCCUGGUGUUGGAUGGCCCUGGAUGUGUGGGUCAGCGCGACCCACCGGGAAUCGCCCUGCGACCCACACUUUGGGAACCGCUGCACUAUUACAUUGGCUCUCAGGCCUGGACACUCCCAUACAAAAUAGGCCAAUCCCUCCACUGUGCCUGAGAGAUAAAGGAGUCAAGUACUGUAUUAAACUCAUUUAUCUCAAGGCACAAAAACAGACAAACCUUAAAAAUGCCUUAAAACACACAAAAUCCCGACAAACGUUACAUCCCCUGAAUGCCCUGAUCUGGGCGACCAACAUAUCCAAAAAUUACCCAGAUCAGUUCAGGGGUUCAGGAAUUUCCUGGAAGUCAUAAUUUGACCUACCGCACUCAUGGUCCCAUGACCAAAACGGCUCCAGAGAAUUAGGGCUUACGGUCAGUCUAGUUCGGUAGUUUAAAAACGAACAAACUACCAAACAGAGUCAAUAGUCUUACCCUGGAGCUUGAUCCCCUUGUUCGUGGGAACGUUUUCACCGAACAGUGUCUUCCUAAGUGCUAUAAAACUGAACACAGGCGAUCAUGGAAGUCCAGCGGUGUUCGGGAGUUUCUGUGUCCAUUUUCAGUUCCAUGAGAUUCAUGCCCAAACACCGCUACCUGCGUUCAUGCGAACAAGAUGGCCACCAACUACAUAGGAAUUGUGGCCACCCAGACGAACACUUAGAACACUGUGGUGGAAAUUGCUACAAAGUAGCAAUUAGGCUUAACCAGCUCCAGGGUGGUCUCUGCUUCGUGCGGCUGUUCGGUUCCGGAACCAAAUAUAAAAUCCCACGAACCAAGUCUGUUCACAUAGUUUUUAAAGGGCCCAUAGUCUUUUGGUAAGAGGAUGGCCAGCAGGCCCCUCCAAGCACACGUGGCGAGGCUCAGUUCGUCACAGCUUCCAUUUCAGCAGUUUUGUCCUCAAUUUGCGUUCCCUCGACGGUCCUUCAUUAAAGGAACACUAUAGUCACCUAAAUUACUUUAGCUAAAUAAAGCAGUUUUAGUUUAUAGAUCAUUCCCCUGCAAUUUCACUGUUCAAUUCACUGUCAUUUAGGAGUUAAAUCACUUUGUUUCUGUUUAUGCAGCCCUAGCCACACCUUCCCUGGCUAUGAUUGACAGAGCCUACAUGAAAGAAAAACUGGUUUCACUUUCAAACAGAUGUAAUUUACCUUAAAUAAUUGUAUCUCAAUCUCUAAAUUGAACUUUAAUCACAUACAGGAGGCUCUUGCAGGGUCUAGCAAGCUAUUAACAUGGCAGGGGAUAAGAAAAUCUUAAUUAAACAGAACUUGCAAUAAAGAAAGCCUAAAUAGGGCUCUCUUUACAGGAAGUGUUUAUGGAAGGCUGUGCAAGUCUCAUGCAGGGAGGUGUGACUAGGGUUCAAAAACAAAGUGAAUUAACUCCUAAAUGGAAAAGGAUUGAGCAGUGAGGCUGCAGGGACAUGUUCUAAACACCAAAACUGCUUCAUUAAGCUAAAGUUGUUCAGGUGACUAUAGUGUCCCGUUAAUCUCCCCCAUUCCUAGAGGGUAACUCCACUGUUCCAAGGAUGGGGGGGUAACUCCACCAUUCCCAGGAGGGAUAACUAAACCGUUCCAAGGAGGUGUAACUCCACCGUUCUAAGGAAUGAGGGUGGGGGGGAGUAACUACUUUAUUCCUAAGGGGGUAACUCCACAAUUCAAUGGGCGGGGGACUUCAUCGCAUCUCCCACUUCUGCUCUCCAAGCAAAGAACCACAGCACAUGCACUGUGGUUGCUACAGAUACUUCCUAGCCGAUUCUGCUAGCGACGGUUCUGUUCAGAAGCAGCGUGUCAGCAUCACACGGACGCCUGCUUUGCUUGGCAAGUGUCCGCACGCAGGGCAAAUCACAUAGGACAGCGUGGGGUGGGGAAUGGGGGAGGACAAACAGAAGAGUUAACCCCAGGAGAAUGAGGAAAUGGUGGCACUGGGACAUAGAUAUGGUGAGUAAAUAUCAGUAUUUUACAUUGAAUAUAUUAUGUAUCUUUGUGAUAUAUGAUGAAUUCAGUGUAUUUUGGGACAAUUUACGAAAAGAUUUUUAUUCAUUACAGGUUCAUUUUAAUGGGGUGCUAUAAUCACCAAAACAACUUUAGCUUAGUGACGUUGAUGUGGGGUACACAUCAAUCCCCUGCAACUCGCUCACACUGCCUUCAUGAGAAAAAGGUUGUAUUUUACAGCACAGUGUGUUUACCUUUAUUUCCUGCUCUGUAAAUUGAACUUUAGUCUCACACAGGAGGCUGCUGUAGGCUCUAGCAAUUAACAGAGCAGAAGAUAAGAUAUUUGAAAUUAAACAGACUGUGAAGUGUCAUUUUGCAUCAUAACCGAGUCUAGCAGACUCUUUGAAUCACUAACUCAUAAUUUGAGAUUUGGUUAUUUUUUAAAGGCACACUAAAGGCACCCAUUUCUGUUUGUUUUAGGACUACCCUUGCAAUUUUCAGAUCGACCUGAAAUAUUUCAUAACAAAUCGAAAUGUUGUAUCAAACUGAAAUUUCUUCAUGAAAUUCUUUAGAAUUGAAACAUUUCCACCAUGCACACGUUUAGUAGGGAGGCUGUGAGUCUCAGCCCGGGUAGGUGUGCCAAGGGCUGCAUAAACAGAGGGAUUUAACUAUUAAAUUGCAGAGAGACUGCAGAGGCAUGAUCUAUACACUAUAACCACUUCAUUAAAAUAACGUUGCCUAUAGUGUCCUUUUUAAACCAAGAAUUGUUGGGGAUUCACUUAAAUAUUGCACCUUUUAGGGUAACAUAGCCAUACUGAAAUUUAUAUCCAAGUCAGCUAUUCUGAGCUAAAAAUGUAUUGUCACGUGAAUUGCUGAAAUGCAGGGUUUAGCGAGUUAUCCUGUAAGUGAAGCAGAGACAAGUCCCUAAUGCACCCGUCACUUUAGACGUCUAUGCUGCCAAUCCUUUAAAAAUGAUAUUAAAGCAGAUUUUUAUAUAUAUUAUAAUUGCCAAACGAUAAGCUUGACUUCCAAAAUUUAACUUGGGUUUAAUAGCUGCAAACUACUUUGGAACAAAAGCAAUCUGUUUAAUUUCCUGUUGAAAUAUCAAUUUUAUUGUUUGUGGUGUAAUUUAAUCCGUGUCGAGGGACAGAAGAUUAGGAUUCCAUCCAAAUGCUGUCAUUUUGACUUUCUUGUUAUGUAAUUAGAGGGAAGACUCACUACUAUCCUGAUUAAAGGCAGUGGGCGACUACUCGUCCCAUGGCUAAAUUAACCAAACACAUGCACACUUACGUAAAAUAGCCAUCAACACUCAGAUUUGAGGUCAGAAUUUCCAGUGUCGUCUCUUCACCACCACACGUCUGAGACCGGGCAGUUGUUCUCAAUUAAUAUUUAAAUUUUGCUGGUUUAUUUGAAAUACGACCAUUGAAAUUAUUGCCUGUGUUGUCCUGUAAACAGGUUUAUUAAAUGAUACUAUCACACGCAUUGCAUAACAGGGAGUUAGACUCUGAAUCGCGUUUAGUAGAAAUAACAAUUAGUAAACAGUAUAGCUUUGGAUUCUGUAUCAUUGUAGAAUGACCCUUAGAAGGAUAUCAUGGAGUAAAUUAACUGCCGAAUGAAGUAACGGAACAUUCCGAACACCAUCACCACUGCAGCUCGCUGUAGCACUUAUCGAGCCCCAUGUUCACACCAUUUUAGAAUGCUUUGAGUUCUUUCCUGCUUCAGCCCGAUGAUGGGGAACUGGAGGUUCCUUUGCUUGAGCUUCUAUUAGCUCUCAUUGGUUUAUUCCUGACGCGUCAGCUGAUCACUCUCAGCCAAUGAGCUAAGCUCUGCACCUCCAGUCUCAGCUCAGACAAAGAUCUCCGUAGUGGAGUUGGGGAGUGGCAACCAGCGAACCCCAGAUAAGGAGUCAAAGCAUUCUAAAAUGGUUCUAAUUCGGAAGAGUCAGGCUCUUCUGGCACCAUAACCACCACAGCAAGCAGUAGUGGUUAUGGUGUGUUUCAAAAGUGUUUAUCUUUUUUGGGCUGAAAUAUCUGUGCCAAUCUUGGUUUCUAUGGAAAUCAAUUUUUAUCCAUAGAUCUCUGAAUUCAUUGAUAAUGUACCGUAAUGUAUGAAAAUUCAUGCAAAUGUAAAAUAAAGAGCCCAAUGUUAAUAAUUGCAGAGUUUGAAGAUCUGUAUGAUCUUGUGACUCCUAAAAUGAUGAGAAAACACUCAUUUUUUGGUGUAGCCAUGCCUUGCUGCUGUUCCUAGAGAGCUGCCGUUAUGGGGGCACAGAGGUUGCUGUCCCAGUAAAAGAGGCCUUCUAGACAGCUGGCUGAGAGACCAGAAACAGGGUCUCUCGGCUCUAUAUUAUAGAUCUACAGUGCACAAUUAUUAUUGGUAUUUAUAAAGUGCCAGCUUAGUCUGCAACGCUUUACAUUAAAAGGGGACAAUAACGAAUUGUUACAGGAACAAUAGAUAGAUGAGGACCCUGCUCAAACGAGCUCCCAGUGUCGAGAUCACUGAAACACACGGGGUGCACAUUGUUCCUCGUGGUGAGUUAUGAUUAAGUACCCACGGAGUAUGGAAAGUAGUGUGUUUGGGUUAUUUGCCUCAUUAUACACUGGACCACGGAGACAUAACAUUAAAUAAAUAUAUUUCGGUGGACAGGAUUUACCGACAGAGUCCAGUUAAAUUAAUUCCACCCCAGUGAUAACAAUGUGAUCGCUAUUUAAGAACAGCAACCUCCACAAUCCUCAGGCAGUCAGUGUGCAAUCAGCUGAACCCUUUCGGGGAUCAUGGGACUUUUUGUACCUUUAAAUUAUGUCUAUCUCUGGACUAUACUUUAUAGUUUAAAGUUCUGGAAUAUUAAAUCUUUGGUAUUUUUAUGUUUUCAUCUACAGGAAAUGCUUAUUUUAAUUUAAUGUAAUGGCUGUGCCUUCAAUUGUUGGCAUUGUGCGUUUUUUAUUUUCCCAAGCAGAAGCAUUCAGUAAACACUGUAAUCCCCCUUAACCCAUCCCUUAUUACCUUUAAGCUGUGCAUUUUCAGCAUCAAAGUCCCUAAACUUCAGCUGAGCUGUAAUUCAGUUUCAAUAUUAACCAGUUAUAUUGUUAUUAGUUAGAAACUGUUGUAUCUCUGCUGAACUCCGCCUUGUGCUUUUAUGCGUCUGCCAAUUCUUUUUUCUCUUCCUACUUCAAGGACCAAGUCAAAGAAGAACAUUUUGGGAUCGUACACAUAAAAUAUUUUAAUUUACUUUAACCCCUUAAGGACACAUGGCAUGUGUGACAUGUCAUGAUUCCCUUUUAUUCCAGAAGUUUGGUCCUUAAGGGGUUAAAACUUAAUCUGCAAAGGGCCUCUCAUUCCCCCUGCCGCACAAUAUUUGUUAAAUGGAAGACGUGGUUGACUAUCGCAGUCCCAUAUUGUGUCCAACGCACCAGCCUAAAUUAAAUAAUGACACUCUGAUUUUUAAAUAAUAAAUGUUUAUAACAUGGCUUAGAACUGGUGAGGGAUUUAGGAGAGGGUUAAAGAUAGUAAUUAGCUAUUGAAAAAGCAGAGUGAUAUUGCAGAGCCCCUGUCCCCCCAUAUUGCACUCUGUGGUAUGAGAAGGUCCACAUGCAGCGGACAUAAACCUGCGAUGUAGUAAGUCCAUGAGACCCGAGUUUAACCCAACGCAGACCUUUCCGGAUUCCAUUGCAAUGCUGUGCUGUGACAGAGAGGAGUAUGAUUUAAUAUCUCAAACACAACAAAGGGACAAGCAGCUCUACCCCCCUUUCCAGCUAGAUUACCAGCAAAGACAUCCUCCUUUUUCUGCAAAUGGACAGUUUCUUGUGCAGCUCUAAUUGCGUUCCACAGCAUAUACAGGUUCAAUUCUUAUUUUACUAUUUCUAUUUAUGUUUCAUGACUCGUGGAGCAGUGCAUUUCUCGACAGAGUUUAAAGGCGAGACAGCACAAACCUUUUCAUCCAAAACUAAAUCGAUAAACGUCUUUUCUACAAAAGUCUUAAAAACCUACAAACCAAGAACCGACAUUAUUUUGUGCACCGAGGAGUAUUCCUACGUACCAGUUCAUUUAAUAAGUCAUCGUCAGUAAAGGACCAUUGUAAACAGAUUUGCUUUGAGUUAGAUUGUUCCAGAUCAAACAACGUUUCUAAUCAAUUAAUAAGAAAUCCUGUGCAUUCUUCAUUUCCCUGGAAAUUCCACGUUGUUGUGUUUAUAGGUGGUGCCCUCUUGGCUUGUGACUCAUUGCUCCUUGUAUUGGCAUGUGACCAGGCAGUGCACGAUAAUGGCUAGCUCAGAAUGGGCCGGGACGCAUGGGAGUGGCUGAGAGAGUUUGUUAUUUUAAUUAGACUGGUAUGGGUGACGCAAUAUGUGAAAGCAAUGGGUGAGAUCUCAUUAAAUAUAACAAAACAUCUUCCUCGUGUGCUGUACUUAGCUCAGUUCAGGUUUAACAAGUUAUACAUACUCCGAAUUCUAGGCUGGAGAGAAUCCAGUGUAAUAACUUGUGUCACCUCAGAUUAUCAACCUUGCAGGGGAACCACAGACAUUAUCACUGCAGGGACAUAGAUUCAUGUUUUCAAAUGGUCAAACGGCUUUAACGUAUUACUCUGUCCCUUUCGCUAAUUAGAAAUCAUGAAUUAAACAAAGCUUUGCUGAGAGACUGUGUAAAAAACACAGUAUUUCUGAAUAAUACAAACAUGUAAUAAUGGAUUGUCACCUUAUUAAACCUUAUCUUCAUAAUGUAUAAACAUACAGAGAACUGUAUUAAUGUUCCUGGCACAGAGAUACUCCCUUACAGGUAGAUAUACGAAAUCAAAAAGGACGAACGCCUGUCACAUGGAGUCAAUCCUCACCUGAAAACCAGCCAAACUAACGUACUGCUAGAAGAUGCAGAACAAAUAUACAGCAGGAUCGGCACUUCUGAGAAAUAUAAACGAGUGCAGGUUUCCGAGCUUCCUUUCCGCAAACACAAAGGAUACAUUAAUUAAUUAAUAUAAAAUUUAAUAUAAAACAGAGCCGCAACACUGAAAAUAUUAAUGAAGGAGUAUGAUUCCACCCGAGUGGACCUGGCAACGUUUCCACCAAAUUACAAGGUCUCUAUCAAGUCAUAUACAGAAGACCUUUGUAUUUCUGGUUGAUAAUAUAGCGGGGUUUCAAAGUGAGUGCUAUUUAUUGACGUUGUCUGGAGUUCCACGCACUGCGCAGCUGAGCAGCGUUUUUGCAGCCGUGCCGCCAUCCGUCAUGGCAGAGAUAACACUUACACAGAUUAAUUAAUAGAUCUAUGUAUAUAAAGCACAGGAUUGGUAGGUAACUGUCCAUCUCCCAGUACCCUGGGUGCAUUAUCUCUCCUACUCCAGCUGCUUUGACAUGUGACCAGCCUUGCGGAAUGAUUGCUUUAUGACAAUCGACACUAGAAGCAAGGUUGAUUAAUCCCUAUUGUUUUGCUUUUGCCCCUCUUCAAACCUAGUAUAUGUUAAAUAUAACAGCUCACACAAAAUAAAAUCCAGCUCUUGGGAAAAAUCAAUUUAAUGAGACAAUGAGUCCAGCUAACACACUCUACUACGAUGUGCCCCCCCCUGAUGGGCGCAGCAUUAAGUGGUUGUCCCUCACUCUGACGCUCUGCUAACGCAAUCAUUUCCUUUCAAUCUAUUUUUUUACUUCUAUUUAGAAACUUCUCCAGGAUACUCAGUGACAUCUUCAGUUUAAUGUCCCUGUUGUUAUAAAACUCUGGCAAGUUGUCCAUCUGUUUUCUCCUGAGCUUCCUGCACCAAGAGCCAUCACUUCACAAACUUCCGCUGCUUGUAGGAAGCCCGAGGUCGUGAGCUAUUGUCUUUCCAUGUCACUUGUUUGUGUUUGGUUAGAAUCAUGGAGUUUGGACGCACUUGGAAGUGGAAACCAAGAUGUUUAAAUAUCUCUUUCUUCCAAAAUGUAAACUACGAGGGUUGAAACAGAAAUGUACAUUCUGCUAAUAACUCGGCAUCUUCUAUUUCUUUAUUUUAGAAGAGAGUUUUGAAAAAAACAUUACUUUUUUUCUAACAAAACUGGAAAUUGAGGAAAACUCACUAGAAAACUGCAUGUUUUAGGUGAAAAUGGACAAACUAGGUAAUUGUUUUACAUUUCCUUGGUCAAUUGCUCUCAGGAAAACCACCCCAGACCCGCCAUGUUUGCUUUGACACGCUGGUCACUGCUUUGAGCUGUUGGAUAGUGCAUGAAAAGUGCUUCUACCGUCCUCCUAGCUGCUAUGUAACUAUAGCUGGGCAUAUCCAAAAAUGGGAGAAUGUGAUGUCAUCUGAUGACAGCAUUGAAGAUGGGUUAUGAUGUCACUGGAUGCUGCUAUUACUCGGAACGUGCAAUGCGUGUAUCACAUAAUCUGCCAUUUAAGUGGACAUUUGCUCACAUCAAUGCACAUGUAUUGUAAAUAAAAUACAUAUAUUCGAUGACUGAAAACUAGAUUUUCUUCUUUUAUAAGAUUGUUCAGUAGUGGGAGUGCAAUGUUGGUGUGAUUUUUGUAGAAUUAGGCAGUUUGUUUGAGCCAUCAUCCUAUUAUAACUUGUUUUUCCCCAAUUUUAUUGGUCUUUAAAAUAAUAUAAAGUCCCACGCCCAUGUAUCACCUGCAGUCGCUUUUAUUGCAGACACAACAUGGAUGAUAUCACGGCCUAUGGAAAAACUGACAGUUGGCACGCAAAUAGAGAGCAAAGAACAAAGAGGAUCUCAACUCAUCUGUGAGCAUGGACUUUGGAAACAUCUGGACAUUUAUAGUAAGGAAUGAAAACAUUCCACGACUCUGGACGAAAAAUGCAAUCUGACAAUGAACCUUCAGGCUGUUUGGCGUUCUUUCUGUGGAGUGCAGUGAAUCUCCCGGAUGCGUUUCACCUGUCAGGCGAUCACAGGAAGUCUGAUGGGUUACAGCUACUAGUCUUGGAAGGAGCAGGAACUGGCUGAGUCUUGUUGGACAUUAGAACAAUAUUUUGGGGUUGGCUGUCAUAGGGCUGCCGACAGGAAGAAGUAAAGCUGGUUUAUAAUAGAAUGUGUGCUUUAUAAAUGGAUAAGUGGAUGAAUGGGAAAGCAAUUGGUUGGUUUUGUUUUUACUCAUUGAUACGUCCGCUAUAUAUGAAUGUGACGGGUAUCCGCUAAAUGUAGCUCAGAAUAGAAUCGUUGUAUGUGGUAAUGAAACCUACACUCACUAUGUGACAACAACCUCCACGGUGUAACUAUAUCUGGCUGCAUCACUUAGUACUUAGCAGUGCUUGCUCACAAAAUAUGAAUUAUUGUAAACCAAAAAUGAUCCCAGAAAUGACCAGUGUUGUGCAUACCAUGACUAGUUUAGUCUUCUGUAUGGGUGAUAUCUGUUGUGUGAGUGAGAACUGGUCUUAUAUAUUGGACGACUAGUCUUUUGUAUGAGAGCCAAGUAUUGUGUAUGGGGGCCCAGUAUUGUGUAUGGGGGCCCAGUAUUGUAUAUGAGAGCCCAGUAUUGUGUCUGAGGGCCAGUAUUGUGUAUGAGAGCCCAGUAUUGUGUAUGAGAGCCCAGUAUUGUGUCUGAGGCCCAGUAUUGUGUAUGAGGGCCAGUAUUGUGUAUGAGAGCCCAGUAUUGUGUCUGAGGCCCAGUAUUGUGUAUGGGGGCCCAGUAUUGUGUAUGAGAGCCCAGUAUUGUGUCUGAGGGCCAGUAUUGUGUAUGAGUGCCCAGUAUUGUGUCUGAGGGCCAGUAUUGUAUGAGAGCCCAGUAUUGUGUAUGGGGGCCCAGUAUUGUAUACGAGAGCCCAGUAUUGUGUAUGAGCGCCCAGUAUUGUGUCUGAGGCCCAGUAUUGUGUAUGAGAGCCCAGUAUUGUGUCUGAGGGCCAGUAUUGUGUAUGAGAGCCCUGUAUUGUGUAUGAGGGCCAGUAUUGUGUAUGAGAGCCAAGUAUUGUGUCUGAGGGCCAGUAUUGUGUAUGAGAGCCCAGUAUUGUGUAUGAGCGCCCAGUAUUGUGUCUGAGGGCCAGUAUUGUAUGAGAGCCCAGUAUUGUGUAUGAGGGCCAGUAUUGUGUAUGGGGGCCCAGUAUUGUGUAUUAGAGCCCAGUAUUGUGUAUGAGGCCAGUAUUGUGUAUGAGAGCCCAGUAUUGUGUAUGAGAGCCAAGUUGUAGCGGAGUAGCAGGGGUUAAUCCAAUAGCUCUCCGCUGGGAACAAAGAUUCAGCAUACAAAAUCACAGGAACACAGCAUAAUCCACCUCCCCAAGGACUAGACGACACAUAGUCUGGGAGUCAACUGUCAGCUUUAUUCACAGGUCUGCUUUUAUGCAUUUCUCCCAUGCAAGGGAGGUAACUUUCAUAAUUACUACAGUACCCAAUCAUAUCGUGGUCACCUCCCAUCCCUCUCCUCCCCUUAGAUGAACAAUUAACCAGAUUAAUAUGUACACAGUUUUCCCCAAUUUGUGGAUGUUCCCUAAAUACAGGGGGUACAGGGUUAAAUAAGGUGUGCCCUGGUAGCCCUGAUCUAGGUGAGCAAAAUACUCAAAAUUCACCCAGAUCGGACCAGGGGUUCGGGAGUUACAGCCAGUGAAAGAUUUGACCGACCGCACGGGCUCAGUAGCCGAAAACAGUUCCAUGAAUUCUGGCCCUGCGGUCGGUCUGUUCUAGUGACUCAAAAGUCCCGAACGGCUGGGCAUCCAGGCUUCCUUUACCAUUCGAAUUAAUCCCCUCGUUUGUGCGAUUCCACAUACCGAAUGCUGAGGUGUUCGUGUGUUUGCUUCGUGAUUUUUGAACGUGCUGGAGGUCGUAGUGGUACUUGGUUAGUUGAAUGCCCGGUUUGAGUAGCAGGCAUUCGACGACCAAGUACCGCUGUUCGUACGUAAGAUGGCCGCCGCCACGUGUUCGGUAGACGAAAUGGCGGCCACACACACUCGCACUUAACACACUUCGCAACAUUGUAUCUUUGGUUAAUAGGAGACACACGACCACCCCUUGGUGGUCUCUCGUUCGGUAGUUUCAGGGCAUUCGCAUGAAUAACAGCAUGAAUGACAGUAUAGUCCGUUCGUGAAUUGAGUCUCUGCCUUUACACACAUUCGCUUAUAAUAACUCCAGUGUUCAUUCGCACAGAACAGUUAGUAUUUUAGUGGCAGGGUUUGCCACACAAGUAUUGUAUAUGUGGGCCCAGUAUUGUGUAUGAGAGCCCAGUAUUGUGUAUGAGAGUAAUUCAUCAUGUAUGAGAGCCCAGUAUUGUGUAUGAGAGCCCAGUAUUGUGUAUGGGGGCCCAAUAUUUUGUAUGGGGACCCAGUAUUGUGUAUGAGGGCUCAGUAAUGUUUGUAAUGGCCCACUAUCGAGUAUGAGAGCCCAGUAACAUGGAUGAGAGCCCAGUAUUGUGUAAGGGGGCCCAGUAUUGUGUAUAUGCACUAUAUAUAUAUAUAUAUAUAGUUAAUACAAUGCUAAACAAAAAUCUGCACACCAGUCAAGCCAUAAGACUUGCUUUUCCCACAGAAAUCCCAAAUCAGCAGUGAUGUUACAACCGCAAAGGAUUCUGGGUGGGCAUAUGCAAAUUAGUUUAACAAAGAAUCAUAUUUUUGCCUCAUUCCAUUUUAAACAUAGAUUCCUUUUAAUUUGUGUUUGCAGUAUACAACUGCUUGGAACACAAUUUAGUAUAAGAUGCAAAACCAGUGAACCACUCAUGGACAGCUGUUUCAUUGUUAAUGCAACUCUUCAGCAUGAGGUUGGUUACUGGUUUGCUUAGUGAGGCUUGGUAGUGCUUGGGAAGCAAAAUCCAAAUAGGUUAUGGUGGGGAAAAAAUUGUGAUUGAAAACCCCUUCCACCUGAAGUAUGUGGAUAGUUAAUACAAUGCUAAACAAAAAUCUGCACACCAGUCAAGCCAUAAGACUUGCUUUUCCCACAGAAAUCCCAAAUCAACAGUGAUGUUACAACCGCAAAGGAUUCUGGGUGGGCAUAUGCAAAUUAGCUUAACAAAGAAUCACAUUUUUGCCUCAUUCCAUUUUAAACAUGGAUUCCUUUUAAUUUGUGUUUGCAGUAUACAACUGCUUGGAACACAAUUUAGGAUAAGAUGCAAAACCAGUGAACCACUCAUGGACAGUUGUUUCGUUGUUAAUGCAACUCUUCAGCAUGAGGUUGGUUACUGGUUUGCUUAGUGAGGCUUGGUAGUGCUUGGGAAGCAAAAUCCAAAUAGGUUAUGGUGGGGAAAAAUUGUGAUUGAAAACCCCUUCCACCUGAUGAUUUCCACCUGAUUUUCACCUGACCCCUUCCACCUGGGAUUUCUGUGGGAAAAGCAAGUCUUAUGGCUUGACUGGUGUGCAGAUUUUUGUUUAGCAUUGUAUUAACUAUCCACAUACUUCAGGUGGAAGGGGUUUUCAAUCACAAUUUUUCCCCACCAUAACCUUUUUGGAUUUUGCUUCCCAAGCACUACCAAGCCUCAAUAAGCAAACCAGUAACCAACCUCAUGCGGAAGAGUUGCAUUAACAACGAAACAGCUGUCCAUGAGUGGUUCACUGGUUUUGCAUCUUAUCCUAAAUUGUGUUCCAAGCAGUUGUAUACUGCAAACGCAAAUUAAAAGGAAUCCAUGUUUAAAAUGGAAUGAGGCAAAAAUGUGAUUCUUUGUUAAACUAAUUUGCAUAUGCCCACCCAGAAUCCUUUGCGGUUGUAACAUCACUGCUGAUUUGGGAUUUCUGUGGGAAAAGCAAGUCUUAUGGCUUGACUGGUGUGCAGAUUUUUGUUUAGCAUUGUAUUAACUAUCCACAUACUUCAGGUGGAAGGGGUUUUCAAUCACAAUUUUUCCCCACCAUAACCUAUUUGUAUAUAUAUAUAUAUAUAUAUAUAUAUAUAUAUAACUAUUUGCGCUGUAUAUUUUUUUGUACUGUGCAGGUGUAUAUAUACCUAUUUGCUCAGUAUAUGCACUCAACAGGUGUAUAUAUAUACACCUAUUUGCUCAGUAUAGGCACUGUACAGGUGUAUAUAUACCUAUUUGCUCAGUAUAAGCACUGAACAGGUGUAUAUAUAACUAUUUGCUCAGUAUAGGCACUGUACAGGUGUAUAUGUACCUAUUUGCCCAGUAUAGGCACUGUACAGGUGUAUAUAUACCUAUUUGCCCAGUAUAGGCACUGUACAGGUGUAUAUAUACCUAUUUGCUCAGUAUAGGCACUGUUCAGGUGUAUAUAUACCUAUUUGCCCAGUAUAGGCACUCUACAGGUGUAUAUAUACCUAUUUGCUCAGUAUAAGCACUGUACAGGUGUAUAUAUACCUAUUUGUUCAGUAUAAGCACUGUACAGGUGUAUAUAUACCUAUUUGCUCAGUAUAAGCACUGUACAGGUGUAUAUAUACCUAUUUGCCCAGUAUAGGCACUGUACAGGUGUAUAUAAAUAUACCUAUUUGCUCAGUAUAAGCACUGUACAGGUGUAUAUAUACCUAUUUGUUCAGUAUAAGCACUGUACAGGUGUAUAUAGACCUAUUUGCUCAGUAUAGGCACUGUACAGGUGUAUACAUACCUAUUUGCUCAGUAUAUGCACUGUACAGGUGUAUAUAUACCUAUUUGCCCAGUAUAGGCACUGUACAGGUGUAUAUAUACCUAUUUGCUCAGUAUAGGCACUAUACAGGUGUAUAUAUACCUAUUUGCUCAGUAUACACCUGUAUAGGUGUAUAUAUACCUAUUUGCCCAGUAUAGGCACUCUACAGGUGUAUAUAUACCUAUUUGCUCAGUAUAAGCACUGUACAGGUGUAUAUAUACCUAUUUGUUCAGUAUAAGCACUGUACAGGUGUAUAUAUACCUAUUUGCUCAGUAUAAGCACUGUACAGGUGUAUAUAUACCUAUUUGCCCAGUAUAGGCACUGUACAGGUGUAUAUAAAUAUACCUAUUUGCUCAGUAUAAGCACUGUACAGGUGUAUAUAUACCUAUUUGUUCAGUAUAAGCACUGUACAGGUGUAUAUAUACCUAUUUGCUCAGUAUAGUCACUGUACAGGUGUAUACAUACCUAUUUGCUCCGUAUAUGCACUGUACAGGUGUAUAUAUAUAUACCUAUUUGUUCAGUAUAAGCACUGUACAGGUGUAUAUAUACCUAUUUGCUCAGUAUAGGCACUGUACAGGUGUAUAUAUACCUAUUUGCUCAGUAUAGGCACUGUACAGGUGUAUAUAAAUAUAUCUAUUUGCUCAGUAUAUGCACUGUACAGGUGUAUAUAUACCUAUUUGCUCAGUAUAGGCACUGUACAGGUGUAUAUAUACCUAUUUUUUCAGUAUAAUCACUGUACAGGUGUAUAUAUACCUAUUUGCUCAGUAUAUGCACUGUAUAGGUGUAUAUAUGCCUAUUUGUUCAGUAUAAGCACUGUACAGGUGUAUAUAGACCUAUUUGCUCAGUAUAGGCACUGUACAGGUGUAUAUAUACCUAUGUGUUCAGUAUAAGCACUGUACAGGUGUAUAUAUACCUAUUUGCUCAGUAUAUGCACUGUACAGGUGUAUAUAUACCUAUUUGCUCAGUAUAGGCACUGUACAGGUGUAUAUACCUAUUUGCUCAGUAUAUGCACUGUACAGGUGUAUAUAUACCUAUUUGCUCAGUAUAAGCACUGCACAGGUGUAUAUACCUAUUUGCCCAGUAUAUGCACUGUACAGGUGUAUAUAUACCUAUUUGCUCAGUAUAGGCACUGCACAGGUGUAUAUAUACCUAUUUGCCCAGUAUAGGCACUGUACAGGUGUAUAUAUACCUAUUUGCUCAGUAUAGGCACUGUACAGGUGUAUAUACCUAUUUGCUCAGUAUAUGCACUGUACAGGUGUAUAUAUACCUAUUUGCUCAGUAUAAGCACUGCACAGGUGUAUAUAUACAUAUUUGCUCAGUAUAGGCACUGCACAGGUGUAUAUAUACCUAUUUGCUCAGUAUAGGCACUGUACAGGUGUAUAUACCUAUUUGCUCAGUAUAUGCACUGUACAGGUGUAUAUAUACCUAUUUGCUCAGUAUAAGCACUGCACAGGUGUAUAUACCUAUUUGCCCAGUAUAUGCACUGCACAGGUGUAUAUACCUAUUUGCCCAGUAUAUGCACUGCACAGGUGUAUAUAUACCUAUUUGCCCAGUAUAGGCACUGUACAGGUGUAUAUAUACCUAUUUGCUCAGUAUAGGCACUGUACAGGUGUAUAUACCUAUUUGCUCAGUAUAUGCACUGUACAGGUGUAUAUAUACCUAUUUGCUCAGUAUAAGCACUGCACAGGUGUAUAUAUACAUAUUUGCUCAGUAUAGGCACUGCACAGGUGUAUAUAUACCUAUUUGCCAAGUAUAGGCACUGCACAGGUGUAUAUAUACCUAUUUGCUCAGCAUAAGCUCUGUACAGGUGUAUAUAUACCUAUUUGUUCAGUAUAUGCACUGUACAGGUGUAUAUAUACCUAUUUGUUCAGUAUAAGCACUGUACAGGUGUAUAUAUACCUAUUUGCUCAGUAUAUGCACUUUACAGGUGUAUAUAUACCUAUUUGCUCAGUAUAUGCACUGUACAGGUGUAUAUAAAUAUACCUAUUUGCUCAGUAUAUGCACUGUACAGGUGUAUAUAUACCUAUUUGCUCAGUAUAUGCACUGUACAGGUGUAUAUAUACCUAUUUGCUCAGUAUAGGCACUGUACAGGUGUAUAUAAAUAUACCUAUUUGCUCAGUAUAAGCACUGUACAGGUGUAUAUAUACCUAUUUGCUCAGUAUAGGCACUGUACAGGUGUUUAUAUACCUAUUUGUUCAGUAUAAGCACUGUACAGGUGUAUAUAUACCUAUUUGCUCAGUAUAGGCACUGUACAGGUGUAUAUAUACCUAUUUACUCAGUAUAGGCACUGUACAGGUGUAUAUAUACCUAUUUGCUCAGUAUAGGCACUGUACAGGUGUAUAUAAAUAUACCUAUUUGCUCAGUAUAAGCACUGUACAUGUGUAUAUAUACCUAUUUGCUCAGUAUAUGCACUGUACAGGUGUAUAUAUACCUAUUUGCUCAGUAUAGGCACUGUACAGGUGUAUAUAUACCUAUUUGCUCAGUAUAAGCACUGUACAGGUGUAUAUAUACCUAUUUGCUCAGUAUAUGCACUGUACAGGUGUAUAUAUACCUUUUUGCUCAGUAUAGGCACUGUACAGGUGUAUAUAAAUAUACCUAUUUGCUCAGUAUAGGCACUGUACAGGUGUAUAUAUACAUAUUUGCUCAGUAUAAGCACUGCACAGGUGUAUAUACCUAUUUGCCCAGUAUAUGCACUGCACAGGUGUAUAUACCUAUUUGCCCAGUAUAUGCACUGCACAGGUGUAUAUAUACCUAUUUGCCCAGUAUAGGCACUGUACAGGUGUAUAUAUACCUAUUUGCUCAGUAUAGGCACUGUACAGGUGUAUAUACCUAUUUGCUCAGUAUAUGCACUGUACAGGUGUAUAUAUACCUAUUUGCUCAGUAUAAGCACUGCACAGGUGUAUAUAUACAUAUUUGCUCAGUAUAGGCACUGCACAGGUGUAUAUAUACCUAUUUGCCAAGUAUAGGCACUGCACAGGUGUAUAUAUACCUAUUUGCUCAGCAUAAGCUCUGUACAGGUGUAUAUAUACCUAUUUGUUCAGUAUAUGCACUGUACAGGUGUAUAUAUACCUAUUUGUUCAGUAUAAGCACUGUACAGGUGUAUAUAUACCUAUUUGCUCAGUAUAUGCACUUUACAGGUGUAUAUAAAUAUACCUAUUUGCUCAGUAUAUGCACUGUACAGGUGUAUAUAUACCUAUUUGCUCAGUAUAUGCACUGUACAGGUGUAUAUAUACCUAUUUGCUCAGUAUAGGCACUGUACAGGUGUAUAUAAAUAUACCUAUUUGCUCAGUAUAAGCACUGUACAGGUGUAUAUAUACCUAUUUGCUCAGUAUAGGCACUGUACAGGUGUAUAUAUACCUAUUUGUUCAGUAUAAGCACUGUACAGGUGUAUAUAUACCUAUUUGCUCAGUAUAGGCACUGUACAGGUGUAUAUAUACCUAUUUGCUCAGUAUAGGCACUGUACAGGUGUAUAUAUACCUAUUUGCUCAGUAUAGGCACUGUACAGGUGUAUAUAUACCUAUUUGCUCAGUAUAAGCACUGUACAGGUGUAUAUAUACCUAUUUGCUCAGUAUAGGCACUGUACAGGUGUAUAUAUACCUAUUUGCUCAGUAUAGGCACUGUACAGGUGUAUAUAUACCUAUUUGCUCAGUAUAAGCACUGUACAGGUGUAUAUAUACCUAUUUGCUCAGUAUAGGCACUGUACAGGUGUAUAUAUACCUAUUUGCUCAGUAUAGGCACUGUACAGGUGUAUAUAUACCUAUUUGCUCAGUAUAGGCACUGUACAGGUGUAUAUAUACCUAUUUGCUCAGUAUAUGCACUGUACAGGUGUAUAAAUACCUAUCUGCAGAUAUUAAACCUGUUUCUGACUACCUGGGAACGCAGCCAAGUAUAUAAAAGCUUUAGAUAAAGCUGCUGCCUGGUUCAUUGUAUUCAGAGGGAAUUGUUUUAGUUAGAGCAAUGAUUUGCACACUCACACUGACCGCAGUGACACUUUACUGCAGACGUAGCAUUUACUCUCCUUACCUGAGCCACACCUGACAGUAAUUCCCAGCUUGUUUAUUGUGACAUUAUUACAGAACUGAGACAGCUGAGCACACUAUCAGACAGCCACAGCCGGCGAGGGGAACAGAGAUACACUUUAACCUGAAUUUUAUCUAAACAAAUCUUCCUCAGGUGAGACACACUCACAGCGUCUGUGCUGUUCGUUUCUGUAUUUUUGUGUUGAAUUCUGAGAAGGGAAUAAGCCUCAGGGAAUUUAAACAUUUAUAGACUGUCCUUUCAAGUCAGUGCCUCCUAGGAGAGGCCCUGUUAGUCCUUUUUAUUACGUACAGUAUAAAUAGUUAUUGAGCUAAGCUCAUAGAAUGCUCUACAGCUGACGGUAUAUAUCCCAAAGUGCCGUAUCUACCUGUCCACAACACCUGAUACUCGGCUGUUGGGACGAGGGGGUGCGAUCACAGGAUUGCUGUAUAAAUAGCUAUUGUACUGCAAAGUUUCAAACACGGAGCAGUUGCCAUAGAGAUCCCUCUAAUUGCUCCACUUUUACAGCGCUGCCAGAGAGGUGCAUUCCCCUAUAGUUCAUGUUUUGAUACGGCAAAAGAUCAAUAAGUUCGUGGCGGUCAAUAAUCACAGAAUUGGAAGCAGUUGUCUUCCUGUUAUCCCUUUCCUGCAGGACAUCGAGAUUUAGUAAUGGAUGCCCGUUAUAAAAACUCCUUCAAUUUACAUGUUUCAAACAAUAAUCACAUCAAUAAAUAAUGUUCAAGGAUGUAAUCAAAACUGAUAAUUACAGGAUGAACUGGUCAUCUGACAAAACAGAAGUAAUAAAAACAUUGAUGUUGAUACAAAACAUGAUGUUAAUAAAGAAGUAAAGCUGAGCUGGGGGUGCAGUGAUUGGCGCAGUUUUCUUGCUGUAAGUGAGAUGGUUAUGGUUAUUGGUACGUUGUUACUCAUUUAUCAUGUAAGUUGUUUGUGAAAUAGAAACAAUCACUGCAUUAAUCUACAAACAGCAUGGAGGUGGAUUCGUGAUAUAAUCGGAGUCACUGGUGACGGCACCCUUUGUGCAUCCAGCAGUUUGAUUGGCUUCGCGUCAUGGCGGGUGACAAGGGUAGAAUUAUUCCACAAGCGCACAUAAACCCCCGCUUUCACGCCGAGACUGCAUGACAAGGCAAAUAUUAUUUAAUAUUAGAACAAGCUUGUGCGUUCUGUGUGUUUUUGUUCUGUUGAAGGAUUUUAAAAGACAGUUGUUUGGCGGGUGCAAUUAUUCUUGAUUUUGGGAAUUUGUUGGAAAAAUUCAACCUUAUAUUUUUGACUGCAUUAUAUAGAUUAUGCAUUAUUAAUAUUGCCCUCUACCCCUAACUUAAAUAAAUUAAAAUUAAAAAUGACAUUUAGGCUCCUCGCUCACCAGGAAGACAUGGUACACUCCGGAACAGCAGGGGAUUAUGGGAUACAUAGUUUAUCACCAUAGAACACGUUUUACACAUUGUUGCUGCUAUAACCAGAUCUCAUGAGGCUCAAAGUACCAAGAUCUUUGCUACAACUAAAAGUGCUUAUGGUGCUUAGAGCAAGCCUUUCAUUAGUGAAAGUAGUAAUUAGUGAAAGUAGUAAUUAGUGAAACCAGUAGUUCUUUGUAUCAGCGGUUUCACAGUGUUUAUAACUGGAUAACGUUUUAUACCUGGCAGGAUCAGACACUGUUGUGAGUCGUACAGUCCGAAGCAGUAGCCCGUUCACUGACCAAAAACGAUCUCUAACGAUAUGCAGUGCGUUUACCACUUAAUUAAACACAUUGAAUAUUUUCACUAGUCAGUUUGCAUUAUCAUAAAAUAAUGAAUGAAGCAGUAUUUUACCCUGUACUUUAUACUUGACAUAAAAACUCCAAGAGAGUCGUGAUAAUAAGCUCUCAUUGUCUCAUUGUUAUUUUUUCAAUUAAUACUUAUUGUUGAAUUCGUUCUGAACUUGGCGAGGCUCCGUAAGGAAUGGGUUAAUUAGAAGCCCGCUGUGUAGAACCGUAAUGUGUUAAUCCUUUGGAAUCUCAGAGUAGAUUUUAAAAAAAAGAAGAAAAAACCUAAAUAUUCAGCUAAACUAUUUUCUUCUGUUACUUAUUACCGCGUCAACCUUCAGCACGCUGUCCGGACUUUUUAUGGCGCCUGCUUUCACUUAAAAGAAUUAAAUGUCACUGUGUUUGUUGUUUUGAGAUAUUUUAGUGCAAAUUGCUGCCUGGUCGCAUGACUUUCAAGUUUGUGUAAGUGUCUGCCGCUCUCUGCUAUUUACGUCUGAGCCCUUAAUGUUUAAAUUGAAAUUCUUCUAUUCUGCUAUUUGCAUCUUCAGCUCUUUAUUUGAGGUUUUCAAUUCCCGGUCCGGCGAUUCGUGUUCUCCCUCCCUAUUAUCCAUAUAUCUGUCUUCUUUUCUGUUCCCAAUGUGAAGUUCUUCUUCUCGGAGUAAGAUCCAGCUUUGUAACUUUAUUGAACCCACAUUUUCAGAUGCAUUUUAGGAAACAACUUAUCAUGACGUUUAAUGAAUUACCUUUUUUUUUUUUAUAUUGAACACACUCUAUGCAGGCUCUGUUAAUUAUGAAAAAAUACUUUAUGGAUGCCAAGAUAUUAAUGUUUCAAGUUUUUUUUAUUUAUUUAUAAAUAGCGCUAUAAUUAAAUUAACAUAUUAAUACAAAAAAUCUCAAAAUAUAGCAUUAACAAUUCUCACCAUUUUUACUGUCGGGAAAUGAUGGGAUUCCGAUAAGUAAUGACUUACGGUAUAUAUCAGCUGUAAUCUAGACAAGCGAUACUUUUACGAAGCCCAUAAUGUGUCUGGAGCAGUUAGUGGAGAUUCGAGCUAGACUUUUGGUAUCAAGGCUCCUUACAUUGCCGCAUCUAGUGAUGGAUUAUUUCCAAGAGCACGCAGUUCUGAAUAAAUCCAAAUAGCUAUUACAAUGGCAAACAUAACAAAUGGCAGCUUUUUUCUGUUGGUUGUGGACUGAGCCCCAUCAGGUGUUCCCACACCUUGCACCCGGAACCCUUUUUGUUCUGUUUUCCGCUACGAUGCUAAAUUUGGUCCAAGUCUCGGUGAGCUGUGCAGCUGCAAAUUCUGACAUUUAUAAGGAUAAAACGUUCUCUCCAACCUGCCGUUCUUCUCCUCUAUGUUGUUUAACACAAUAUUUUUCACAAUGAAAAUCCAAAUAUUUUUACUGUUAAGACAGUGAUGAACCGGCAUCUUCAAUGGCAAAUGAUUUCUGUGAAUCUUUUCACAUGUUUAGUUUACCAAAUAAAUCACAUGAGAAUAUAUUGAAGUACAUUUUCUGCCUCCAGUCACAGACAGCGGAGACAACCAGUAGCUCUAGAUUUAACUAGCUUUAUGUUCCCAUUGUUUGUGGCUGUUUCUAAGUUUUAUUUUGUUUACUUCUAUUUAAUUAAGAACUGAUGUUUAAAUCGCUAAACAAAAAAACAACAAAUUCCGUAUUCGAUUCAAAAUGCUUUUCAAAUGUCUCUUUACCACUUUUUCCCAUUUAGCGUGGAGUAAACAGAGACACCGCGAUUAGUAAUUGGUAGGCAGCAUUUUUUCAAGCAGUUGAGUCUCUCACAUUCGAAUGCGUUUUCCAAUUUUGUUCGUCAGCGGUUCAUACAAAUUCCGGGACCCCAAAUCGCUGUAUGACCAAAUCACGAAACAAAUGUUACAGACAAUGAACGAACUGUCUGUGGCGGCAAAAAGAGAGGAUUGCUGGGGAAAAGAGCAUGAUUUUAUUCACAGAUCAAGUGAGAAGUGACCAACAGAAGGGAAAAAGGAAGCAGUGAAAAAAAAAUCUAAAAUCUAUAUUUACAUAUAAUAUAUAAAAAUAAAACAUAUAACUAUAGAAUUUUGUUUUUUUACUGCUCGGCAUUAUUUUCCCCUCUAUUGAUUACUGCAUAUUGGUAAAUGCCCCUCUCAGGGCUCUGUAAAGUAUAUAUAUAAUAUUUAUAUUUUGCAGCACACUGAUUGGCCAAUCUUUGUGCCAUUUUCUUUUGUCUGAAUCGCUUCUCCAAAAACGAUUGCGUAGCCAAAAUUACUCCGAAGCGCCAUAUGAACACAUUUCGGAGCACCAAAACUCAUUUUAUCUUUUCGGACUAAUCAAGUUUUUCUUAGUGCACAAUUCUAUUUAAUAAUUGCAGAGAAAAAAAAUCAUUAAACAACCAAUUAAGAAAUGAUUCAUCAAUACAUAUUCGGAAAACAGGCCGAGUAAUAUAAAAUAAUAAUUAACAGCGUAAUAAACAAUGGUAGACUUUCACAAGCAAACUAAGAGAUUUUGUGCAUUUUCAAACACUGCAAUAUGUGCGAAUGAGAAGUUAUCAUUAAAAUUUGAAGGAAUAUCUUCCAAAGAAAAACAGAAAAACUAAGAAAACAAACACAAUUAAAAAAAAUGAAAUAAUCCCAGUCCUAGCCCCGUUCAUUGUAGGAGAUAAAGAUUGCCAAAAGCCAGAUCCCAUGGCAGAUACCUGGUGCGUUCCGCUGACUGCCAGGAAAGGGAACGUGAAGCUGGAUGACUUUGUCACUAAUCAUUCUUUUCAUUAGUUCCCGUAAUAGGAGUUAACUAAAAUGAUUGUACUUACCUAUAAUUGGGAGCUAACUGUAUUUCACCAAGGACUCUAGAUACAGCUGCUAAUUACCAUGGUAUAGGGGGUGCUCCACUUCUGGGUUGGAUGGUGUUUCAUUUAGUUUCUUUGCAUAAUCUCUGUCUUUGUGCUUGGGUUUGUCCCAUUCUUGUCUUCAUACAGAGGAAGCCGAGGUCUCUUGAUCCAAAACAUCCAACGUCCCUAAGUGUGCUUAUGAGCAGAUUAAUAAACGUUGGGUCCUCCCUUUGAUCUAUCAGGGUUCAUAAUAAGUCGGAGUACCUAACAAUACUAUUUUAUUGGCCUGCAGUCCUCUAUUUUAUAUGCGUAAUUUCCAGCCCUCACUGUAGAUCUCCCACAAAUCACUUAAAGAAUUACUCCAAGCAUCAUUAAAACACUUCAGUGAUUUGAAGUGGUGAUGGUGCCUGAAGUAUUUAUGUGCAGUGUUUGGCUAUAAAAUGCCGCACAUACAGAGUUUAACACCUUGGUUGUCAGAGGUUGGCUGGUGUCAAUUCUGUGCAAUUCAUUGUCUGAGAGUGGUCAGCCUGUGCUCUUAGCCAAAGAAUAACAACUGGGUUGGCUUCCCCAGCUCUGCAGAAGCCGAUAAUGUGUCCCCCAGCACCCGGCUGGGAACCAGGUAACAGUUUGCCCCAUUACCAGCAAUGGUUAUGAUGCUUGGAGUAACCCUUUAAAGACAAUAUUUAUCAUACACAAAGUUUUUCCCUGUUUUUUUGGGUUGAAUCAGGGUCCCCAGCUAUGUCCCCCCACCUCUGAUUGUAGAGAACGUCUAUGUGUUGAUCAGCCUUCUCCUCCAUUUGCCCAGGUGAGAAGCUUGCAGUGAUUAUAUCAAUUUACAAUUAACUCACAUGUUGGCUGGAGAAACUAUUUAAUUACUUAUUUUUCAAUCGCUUGAUGCUUUUGCUUAUUAAAUUCAGUUAAAAUCAAUUUAAGAGAGAAACUUUGCUUCUUGGUGUAACUGAAUGAAAUGCUGUUAUGUUUUUAUUUCAGUAUUUUUUUUAAUCUAUUUUUGUUUGUGCAGGUGUUCUCUUCUUUGGGGAAAUUAAUUUGGAAUCCUAGUUGGAGUUCUUGGUAGAUGUCAAGAUGUUCCAGAGUGGAGAUACCUUGAGAUUAGUCAACGUGAAGGAGAACAGCUGGUAUUAUUACAGCACAGUGAACAGGAAAAGCUUCCAGAGACGUUUCAUGCAGAAAGAUGGAAGCUGCAAUGUUUAUUUCAGAAACAUACUAAGCGAAUGGGAAAGUUACGUAACUGACAUCUUCACCACGUUGGUGGAUAUGAAGUGGCGAAGUAUGUUUAUCAUAUUCUCCUUAUCGUAUGUUCUGUCAUGGCUGCUUUUUGGAUUUAUAUUUUGGAUCAUUGCUCUUCAGCACGGAGAUUUAAGUAACCCUGACAUCACACCGUGUGUCGAUAAUGUGCGCACAUUUGCAGGAGCAUUCCUUUUCUCUCUGGAGACCCAGACAACUAUUGGGUAUGGUAACCGUUGUGUGACAGAGGAAUGUUAUUUAGCAAUUAUUCUGGUGAAUUUCCAAUCAGUCCUAAGCUGCAUUAUCGAUACGUUCAUUAUUGGAGCAGCAAUGGCAAAAAUGGCAACUGCCCGAAAAAGAGCUCAGACCAUCAGGUUCAGCUACUUUGCUGUUGUUGGCGUGAGGGAUGGUAAAUUGUGCCUUAUGUGGCGCAUUGGUGACUUUCGGCCUAACCAUGUAGUGGAAGGAAACGUAAGGGCACAGCUCUUACGUUAUAAUGAAGAUCAUGACAAAGGCAUCACCAUGGAUUACAAGGACCUCACGUUGGUCAAUGACCAGAUAAUACUUGUCACCCCAGUCACUGUUGUUCAUGUUAUUGACCAAGAUAGUCCUUUGUAUGCUCUAGAUCGCAAAGCUCUGGCAGCAGACAGAUUUGAGAUUUUGGUCACAUUUAUUUACACCGGUGACUCCACUGGAACAUCCCAUCAGUCGCGAACAUCGUAUUUGCCACAUGAAAUCCUCUGGGGUUUCAGAUUUAACAAUAUCUUGCUGACCAAGAAAAAAUACUAUAAAGUUGAUUAUGAGCAGUUUGAGGAAAUGACAGAGUACUACGCGCCUUUUUGCAGUGCAAAGCAACUGGACAUCAAUGCUCAGCCAGGUAGCGCCCCUAUAAGUCCAAGACCAAAAUUCAUAUUUGAGGUUGCAUCUGUAAACUCCAUGUCCAAUGACUUGCCCAAUGUUGCAUCUACAAGCUCAAUGCCCAAUGUAUUAUCCAACGACCCCUUUUCCAGCUCAGUGCAUGAUGGAUUCAAGAGCGUUGCAUCUACAAACUCAAUGCCAAAUGGUUUCACCAACAUCAAAUCUCUGACCUCUGUGCCAAUGCAUGAAUCCAGUGAAGUAUCUUCAGGUUUAACACCCAAUGGACUCACUCAAGUUGAAUCUACAAGCUCCAUGCCCAUCGAAUUAGCCAACAUAUCACCGAGUAUAACCACUGUCUCAUCAAUCGCUACAGUGGGCAGCAGCAAUGAAGAUCGUGAAGAAUGCUCAGUCCUAUUCUUCAAAGACAGUGAAGACAAUCCUUACAGAAAAGUUAUAGUGACUCUGAGCAAAAUGUCAUUAGAGUCGUAGAAUUAAAGUAAUGUAGACAAUGCCUUUAGGGUUUAGUUCUACACAGACCACGAGUAUAGUAUUAGUGCGAAAAUAAAAUGUUUAACCAGGACAUAUUUAAAGCCACUUUUAUUAUUCUCCCAUUAAAUCGGGUUUUGAAGAUGUUGAUCCCACCGACUUGCUUGACGAUGCACAUAGAACAAACACUAUAGAUUUAAAUGCACAAUGGGAGUGGGGCUGAAACAAUGACAUUAGUGCUACGUCUGCAAUUGUUUUAAAUGUUGCUUGUUUUGUUUUGCAUCACUGGACAUGGUUUAUUCUGUUUUCCCAGCAAAGUGGACACACAUUGGAAAAAGCAGAAACAAGAUUUAUACAUAAAUGUGAAAUACGGACACCUGAUGGAUCACGGAAGGCAGGAAACCAGUCAAUGAGCGAGUUUCUCAUAAUUAUUUGUUUUAGUGCCAGAUCAUAAUAUCUAUUCCUUGUUUGAUACAGUCUGGAGAAAAGAUCUGAUGUGUUCUAAGUUAAAUUUUCUCAUAUAUUGUCCCGGGACUGGAAAAUGAGAGUGGAAAGGCCAUUUUCAUCUUCUUUGUUACCAUUAUGACACUCAAUCCAAUAACCUUUUAAUAUAUUGUAAGAUAAAUAUCGAGAACAUAUUGCACAUCUUAGUUAACCUCGUUGUUUUGGAUCACAAUUCGUCUAUCAUUGGACCUUAAUCAAGAAAGGUCAUAAAUGUGUCCAUAUUUUAUGUGAAAAAACUGAUUUAAUCAUAUCAUAAUAGUAAUUUAUUUUAAAGACAGAUUAAAAACAUGUAGUACUAUAUGAUUGUUUGUGGCAAAUUAAGUGAUUUAAAGGAAUACUACAGUGACAGAAACACAAACAUGUAUUCCUGUCACUAUAGCUGUAAAAAGUGAUGGUUAGGCCCCCAGCCCCUCUGUCAGCUAAGUGAAAGUUUACGCUCCUUUUUUCCUGCAGCACACAGAGCAUCACGGCUGCCCCCGAUCCGCCUCCUUGGCUAAGAACAUCAAAAUUGACUAUCUCAGCCAAUCCAAUGACUUCCCGUAGGACACACUGGAAGGCUGUUGUGCAUGCGCGCCAAAAUACCACGCUGCGCCAAUCAGCAUCUCCUCAAAGAGAUAUAUUAAAUCAAUGUAUCUCUAUGAGGAACAUUCAGUGUCCCCAUGCAAAGCGUGAAGACGCUGCACACCGUGCACUGACCCAGGAAGUACCUCUGGUGGCUAUGAGUGACUGCACCUAGAGGUGUUAGUAGGGAGCAAUGCAAAUGCUGCCUUUACUCUGAAAAACAGUGCUUACAUUAAAAAACCUGCAGGGACAGGCUAUAGACACCAGAACCCCUACAUUAUGCUGUAUACUGUACAUCAAGCUGUAUACUAUAUAUUAAGCUGUAUACUAUAUAUUAAGCUGUAUACAGAAGAUUAACCUGUAUACCGUACAUUAAGCUGUAUACUAUAUAUUAAACUGUAUACAGAACAUUAAGCUGUAUAUCGUACAUUACGCUGUAUACUAUAUAUUAAGCUGUAUACAGAACCUUAACCUGUAUACUGUACAUUAAGCUGUAUACCGUACAUUAAGCUGUAGCUGUACACAGAGCAUUAAGCUGUAUAUUGUACAUUAGGCUGUAGUUGUUUUGGUGACAAUUGUGUCCCUUUAAAAGAACACUAUAUAGUUAGUAACUCUAUAUAACACUAUAGUAUCCCUGCUUCUAUUAAUGUCCCCCCCCCCCCAUCGGGUACGUUAUAAAGUAAAACAAUUUCAGAACUGACUUACCUUUAUCCAGUGCGAGGCUCCCUUGGCGCUGUGUACCUCUCUGCCUCUGGCCAGUCAUGGAGCAAGCAUGGCCUCCUCCAAAUAUGUCCAAUUCAAUGAUCCUCACAGAAGAGCAUUUGGGGGAUUUAAAGCACAUGCGCGGUGAGUGCUGUACAUUGAAACUUCCCCAUAGGAAAGAAUUGAAUAAUGCUCCCCUGUGGGUCUACAGUGUCAUGUGAGUUUUACUCGGUCAGUGCUGCGGACGUGCCUCUCGUGGCUGACGUUGUGACAGCCACUAAAGGUGGACUUAACCCUGCAAUGUCAACAAUGCAGUUUCUCAAAACAUCAGUUUUACAUUGCAGGGACAGUGCAUUGAGAUGAUCUGGGUGACUACAGUGUCCUCUAAUGUCCGAGACUUGAAGGAGACUAUGUACAGGAUACUAAAAAACGCUACUGCUUGUUUGCAGAGCUGGCCAGCACCCCGUAUUGCAAUACAAGAUUUAAAUUCUCGCCGAUGUGUUGUGAGUCACUCGAUACUUUGUAUAAUCUCAGUCUCACCAGCUCAUAGUAUAGAAACAAUCGACUCUCACGGAUUGACAUGAUUUGGGAAGGAGUCAGUAUGUAGCCAUCUAACCCUAAUUCUAAAAUAAAAUAUGAUAUUUAUGCCAGCUAGGAUUUAUAUGUAACUUAUAUUAAGCUAUUGGAAGGUCCUGAUAUAACAUUUCUUUUGUAUUUUGUGUUUAUUGUUAGUCUCUGUUCUUCCGUUUAUUGUGUUGAACGGGUCAGAAUGCGUUAGGAUCAAUCAUAUAUUAGGCAACACAAACUGAAUGUGUAAGCUAAUUACAAAUAAAUCAAUAAAGUGUUUUACUGUUUAUAUUAUAUAAUGGUUUUUAAUUAUGUUUUAAACCUCAUUAUUAGAUGUACAACAUGCAGGAAAAUUUUAUAUUGGCUGUACAUAUUAAAGGAGUGAGAAUAUGGUAAGAUGGAGGGAUGAGAGCGACAUAUUAUAAAACAAGACAUUGUUACCAUAAAAUAAGCCAAACACGGACUGAGGAUAAUAGUUAAAACCUUCUCACCCAACACUGCUGUGACGAGACCAAUCUCGCCACAUUGCAUUGGAGAAGCCUGGUUGCUCGCCUGCUGCCUCUGGACUAUGGCCCCCUGUUAAAAGACAUCUUUUUUACCUGCAGAAAAGCUUCAUUCAUGCUUUUCUGCCUGGGGUUCGGUAGAUUUGUUUGAAUGUGUUAUACCCCAGAUAGGAAUCCCAUGGAGCCCAUUUGUAUGAAACUGAC
Pelobates cultripes (western spadefoot toad) is the source of this 39416-nucleotide messenger RNA. NCBI's taxonomy places the organism in Eukaryota, Metazoa, Chordata, Amphibia, Anura, Pelobatidae. The record is from the annotation of a GenBank genome assembly.